Messenger RNA from Micropterus salmoides (largemouth bass), 2944 nucleotides. RefSeq names its product alpha-mannosidase 2-like. Gene Ontology annotation, cellular component: Golgi membrane. The record is from RefSeq and is a predicted model, not a curated record. Gene Ontology annotation, molecular function: carbohydrate binding; alpha-mannosidase activity. Lineage: Eukaryota; Metazoa; Chordata; Actinopteri; Centrarchiformes; Centrarchidae. Gene Ontology annotation, biological process: mannose metabolic process; N-glycan processing; protein deglycosylation.
CAGGAGGAAGAUGAUUUGGGCAGAAAUCAGUUAUUUCUCUAAGUGGUGGAACGACAUCGACGAGCAGAAGAGAGAGAUGGUCAAACGCCUGCUGAAGGCGGGGCAGUUGGAGCUGGUGACGGGCGGCUGGGUGAUGGCUGAUGAGGCGAACUCUCAUUACUUUGCUCUGUUGGAUCAGCUGAUCGAGGGACACCAGUGGAUACAGCGACACCUGGGUGUGAAGCCGAGCAGCGGUUGGGCCGUGGAUCCGUUUGGCCACUCCCCCUCUAUGACCUAUCUGCUGAAGGGGGCGGGACUUCAGAACAUGCUCAUCCAGCGGACUCACUACGCCAUCAAGAAACACUUCGCCCAGCAGCAGACGCUUGAGUUUCAGUGGCGGCAGAGCUGGGACUCCUCCCCCCGCAGUGACAUCAUGUGUCACAUGAUGCCAUUCUACAGCUAUGACAUACCGCACACGUGCGGUCCGAACCCGGCGGUCUGUUGUCAGUUUGAUUUCUAUCGCCUGCCGGGGGGGCGGGUCUUCUGUCCAUGGAGGAUACCGCCACAGCCAAUCACAGAGCAGAACGUCCAGGAGAGAGCUCUUCUCCUGUUGGAUCAGUACCGGCAGAAGUCACGACUCUUUCGUUCUUCGGUUCUUCUGGUUCCGCUCGGUGACGACUUUCGCUUUGUGGAGUCGAGCGAGUGGGACGCUCAGUUCAGUAACUACCAGAAACUCUUCGACUACUUCGACCAACACCCGGAGCUCCACGUCAAGGCUCGAUUCGGGACUCUCUCAGAUUACUUUGCAGCUCUUCAUCGGCGUCUGAAAGCAGCUCAAAUGACUCUGCCUACAGUUCGCGGCGACUUCUUCACGUACGCCGACCGUGACGAUCAUUACUGGAGCGGAUACUUCACCUCCAGACCGUUUUACAAACGCCUCGACAGAACGUUGGAGGCCACGCUCAGAGCGACAGAAAUCCUCUUCAGUCUUACGUUGGCCGAAAUGCGUAGUUUCCGUGGCGACGGUCGUCUGGUUGCAGAUUUCCCGGCUCGUGAACACUUCCAGCAUCUCACGGCGGGGAGGCGGAGCCUGGCGCUUUUCCAGCACCACGACGCCGUCACCGGCACGGCCCGUGACCCCGUUGUUGUCGACUACGGCACCAGGUUGUUUCACUCGAUCCUGAACCUGCGCCAGGUGCUGCAGAACUCCGCCCACUGGCUGCUCCUAUUGGACAAGAGCCAGUACCACCAUGACCAGUCAAAACCCUUCCUGCAAAUGGAUGACGUGAUCUCGGCGCAGGACGCUCUGCCUCAGAAGACGUCGCUCACGCUCAGUGAUGAGCCCAGGUCACUGAUCAUCUUUAACCCGACAGAGCAGCUGCGCACGCCCGUCAUCAGCGUCGUCGUCGACUCUCCGGACGCUCGCGUUGCCGACGCGCACACGGGUCGACCAAUGGCUGCGCAGAUCUCUGCGGUGUGGGCGGAGCCGACACAGGCGUCCACGGAAACUUUCCAGCUCGACUUCGUGGCUGAACUUCCUCCUCUGUCACUGGUCGUGUAUCACGUGACCAAAGACUCGGAUGGCUCCGCCCACCGGGCUCGCUACACCUUCCAUCAUCGCGGAAACACGCCGACCGUCCAGUCCAAACACUUCCAGGUGUCCCGCCCACAAGGACAUGAGGCCGACGGCCCCCUGUCGCUUAGCAACAAGCACGUCCAAAUAUGGAGCUCCCCAGAGACGGGCCUGCUGCAGAAGCUCCGUCUGCAGUCCGGUCUGGUCCGUCAGGUCCAGGUCCAGUUUCUGUGGUACGGAACAAGAGCAAACCGGGACAAGAGCGGAGCCUACCUGUUCCUGCCCGGGGAGGAGGGGCCGCAGCCCUACUCGUCCUCAGAGCCCCCCCUGGUUCGGGUCUCCAGAGGUCCGGUCUUCUCUGACAUCACUUCCUGUUUCCGACACUUCACACACAGAGUCCGGCUUUACCACGUGGACGGGCAUGCUGGGAGGUCCCUGGAGAUUUCCAACAUGGUGGACAUCAGGUCGGAGGUCAACCGUGAGCUCGUCAUGCGGUUUGUCAGCGACGUUGCCAACGGCAACCGUUUCUACUCCGACCUCAACAGUUUCCAGAUGCAGCAGCGGCGGACUCUGUCGAAGCUUCCCCUGCAGGCGAACUUUUACCCGAUGAGCUCGGCGUCCUUCCUGCAGGACUCGACGUCUCGUGUGUCUCUGCUGUCGGCUCAGAGUCAGGCCGUCGCUUCGCUCAGACCAGGGGAGCUGGAGGUGGUGUUGGACCGGCGGCUGCAGCAGGAUGAUAACCGCGGCCUCGGUCAGGGCGUCACCGACAACAAGCUGACGGCGAGUCUCUACCAGCUGCUGCUGGAGGACAGGAGGGGCGGGGCUCAGGAAGUGGGAGGGGCCUCGGUUGAGCACCUGUCACUGCUCGCCCACCUGACUUCGCUCUCCCUCUGCCACCCGCCAAUCACGAUGGUCGCCCCGAGCGGCGGCCGGCUGCCAAAGCUCCGCCCCUUCCUGCCGCUCCGCUCGUCGCUGCCGUGCGACGUUCACCUGCUGAACCUGAGGACGCUGGAGGACGCGCAGGAAGCAGAAAGUCCGUCGCAGGAAGUGGCUCUCCUCCUGCACAGGAAGGGCUUUGAUUGUAGCUCCGCCCCCGAGCCGCCACUGCAGUGCACAUGGAGCGCGCACGAGGAGGUGAACUUGGACGAUCUCUUCUCUCCUCUUCGGUUUCGUUCUGUCCGUCGAUCAGGUCUCACUCUGCUGCGAGAGGACGAUGAACCGGAAUCCGCCCAGCAGCAGCAACGCAUCACUCGCCUGCGGCCAAUGGAAAUCAGCGCUUUCCGCGUUGAGAUCGAGUGACGGGACCAAACGUUUAAAUAGAGGCGGGCCCCCCCCGCCCACGGUGGUUAACAGCCAGAGACCAGUAGAAUAAUUUUGCCAGUUGAACACGAG